GGAAAAAAAAAAGCCCCAACAACAACUUCAAAGCGCCGGAGCGGAGGCUCUCCCUCGCCAGCCACUCGACGCAGCUCUUCCCAGCUGGAGAUUUAAGCCUAAAACCGUGAAGAAAAGCUGCACAUAUAAGAAGACGUCAUGCUUUCUGCAACCCCCCUGUAUGGCAAUGUUCAUAGCUGGAUGAACAAUGAAAGGGUCCGAAUGUGUGGAAUUAACGAAGAGAGGAAAAUUCCAGUAAGUGAUGGUGAAGCUCCGAAAGCCAGACUGGAACUGAGGGAAGAAAACCCCUUAAACCACACCGUGGUGGAUGCAGCUACAGCACAGCGCAUUGACAGUCUUGCAGCUCUGACUAUGGACAGGACUGGACUUAUACGAGAAGGACUCAGAGUCCCCAGUAACAUUGUCUAUUCCAGUUUGUGUGGACUUGGCUCAGAGAAAGGACGGGAUACUGCCACGAGUGCUAUAGCUAGUCUUGGAUUUACCCCUGAAAGAAAUCCCGAGAUUCAAUUCAAACCUAAUCCUUCAGAGACAGUAGAAACAUCAGCUGUCCCUGGAAAACCCCCAAAUGGUUUUAAUACUAUAUACAAAACACCACCAGGAAUACAAAAAAGUUCAGUUCCUACUGGGGAAACCUUAGGGCUGGACAGAACUGCAAAUGACAAACAGAGUCCCCUUAACAUCAAUGGUGCUAGUUAUCUGAGGCUCCCCUGGGGGAGUCCUUAUGUGGAGGGUGGCGGUACACCAGCCAUGUAUCCUUUCCUUGAGUCACCAAAUAAGUAUUCGUUAAAUAUGUACAAGGCAUUGCUACCUCAGCAGUCCUACAGCCUGCCCCCACAUUUGGCCUAUUCGCCGGUCUGCACCAAUGGUGAGCGUUUUUUAUAUCUGCCACCACCUCACUACGUCAGUCCCCACAUUCCUUCAUCCUUAGCUUCACCAAUGAGGAUUUCUACCGCUUCAGCCUCCCCCGCCAUCCCCCCUCUCGUUCACUGCCCAGACAAAAGCUUACCUUGGAAGAUGGGAGUCAGUCCUGGGAAUCCUGUUGAUUCACAUGCCUUUCCACAUAUUCAGAACAACAAGCAGCCUAGGGUCCCUUCUACCAAGACAGCUACUAGCAAUCUGCCAGGGGACCCUGCCCUCUUGUUGCCCCCUUCGCCCCGACCACCCCGAGUCCACCUUCCCACACAGCCUGCAGACACCUACUCUGAAUUCCAUAAGCAUUAUGCCAGGAUCUCCAAUUCUCCUUCUUCAGUGACCCUGUCAAAGCCAUAUAUGAAUGUAAGCAAUGAGUUCCCCACAGCUAGACUCUCCAAUGGGAAAUUUUCCAAGACCCAUGAAGUGGGUGAAAGUGCACAGCCAGCCCCCGGGCACUCCAGGAAAACGACAGCUCAUGAGAGAAAGGAUGGUAGAUCACCACCUCUCCUAGAAAAGCAGACAGCUACCAAAGAUGUCACAGAUAAGCCACUAGACUUGUCAUCGAAAGUUGUGGAUGCAGAGACUUCUAAAUCUGACCAUAUCAAAAAAAUGGCUCCCACCACAGUCCUUGUUCAGGGCAGGGCUGGAAGCGGGAUAGUAUUAUCUGGAAGUGACGUUCCAAAAGAAACCGUUUCUCCUUCAGGAAAUAGCUGUACCAUAUAUAGACCUGAAAUCAUUAGUACAGCUCCCUCAUCCUGGGUCGUUCCUGGUCCAAGUCCCAAUGAAGACAACAGCAGCAAAAACAUGCAGUUGAAAAACAAAGCUUUAGACUGGGUUCUACCACAACAGAGGAGUUCUUCUUGUCCUAGAAUGGGAGCCACAGAUACCAUAGUCAAUAAUAUUUCAGGGUCUUUGUCAAAUGCAGGUCGCCCAGCAUCCGCGUCGCCUGCUCCAAAUGCCAAUACAGACUGUGUGAAGACAAACAGAAAUGCCCUAGAUACAACACCAUCAGUCAUACAGCAUGUGGGUCAGCCUCCUAUCACAACAGCAACCUCUGCCAAGCAUAACAACAGCAACAACAAGGUGACUAAACCCAGUAAUCCAGAACCGAGUUUUAAAGCAAACGAGAAUGGCAUCCCACCUGGUUCAAUAUUUUUGUCUCCAAAUGAGACCUUCCGGUCCCCACCGAUUCCUUACCCUCGAAGUUACCUCCCCUAUUCGGCUCCUGAAGGCAUUGCUAUAAGUCCUCUUUCCCUACAUGGAAAGGGACCUGUUUAUCCUCAUCCAGUAUUGUUACCCAAUGGCAGCCUCUUUCCAGGCCACCUUGCCCCCAAACCAGGAAUUCCUUACACCCUGCCUACAGGUAGGCCUGAAUUUGUGACCUACCAAGAUGCACUGAGCUUGGGCAUGGUACAUCCCAUGUUGUUACCCCACACACCUUUAGAAAUCACUAAAGAGGAAAAACCAGAGAGGAGAUCCCGCUCUCAUGAAAGACCACGCUAUGAGGAUCCAGCUCUGAGGAGUAGAUUUCCAGAAGUGUUGGAAGCUAGCAGCGCUAAGUUACAUGCUGAGGCGCCUCCUGAUAAGAACCCGAAAUUGCACUCCAGCUGGAAUCACAAUAAAGCUGUUGUCAAAACCGAUAAGCUGGUCUACAUAGAUCUACUUCGAGAGGAGCAGGAUACUAAGAAUGAAACAAAUUUAACCAAACCUGGCUUUGCAACUGAGAACAGCAAUCAGACCGAUGACCCUACCAAACCCACAGCUGAGCAGGUGCUGCAGCAGCACAGAGAGUUUAUUGCAAGGAGAGAGGAGUACGGUCGGAGCAAUGAUUUCCACGAAGCAUAUAAUUUUAAGCAGGCUUCAAACACACCAGUGUUCAGCUUGAGGAAAGAUAACAUUUCAGUUAGCCCUAACAAAGAGAACCUAGUUCAGCCUUCUGCUCCAUUCUUGGAGGCAGCUCAUGGAAAUGAUGGUACAACUGUAACUUUUGGUAAAGCCCAAGAUGAUACCAAACCAUUUUGUGUGGGAAAUGCCCCAAGUAUUGAUGUCAACCCCACAUAUACCAAAGAUGGAUCUGAUGACUUAGAUUCUGAUAGCAAACUUUUGAAGCCCAAGCCAUCUAAGUUGGCAAAAAGAAUUGCGAACUCUGCUGGUUAUGUAGGUGACCGAUUCAAAUGUGUCACAACCGAACUGUAUGCAGAUUCCAGUCAACUUAGCAGAGAGCAGCGGGCACUGCAGAUGGAAGGAUUACAAGAGGACAGUAUUUUAUGUCUACCUGCUGCUUACUGUGAGCGUGCAAUGAUGCGCUUCUCAGAGUUGGAGAUGAAAGAAAGAGAAGGUGGCCAUGCAACAACCAAAGACUCAGAGGUCUGCAAAUUCAGCCAGGCAGACUGGGAAAGCUCUAAAGGAAAUAAUGAAAAGAAGCCAAAGUCUGUCGCAUUGGAAGAUGCCAUUGCUGACCAGAAUGAUAGUGACAGAUGUGACUUUAAUAAUACAGGAAAUAAACUUGAUCGCUUUGAAACCCUAGAGGAAAAAGAUCUUCACCUUGAGAAAUGUUUCUUGGAGAGGCAGCCUCUAAGUGAAAGGACUGCAGACCUGCCGACCUCAGAUAUGCCCCAUAGCCCUGGCCCCCGGCUGGACAGAAAACGAAAACUCUCAGGGGAGAGUCUGCAGCCUGAUGGCAGCCAACCAGAGGCCGUGGCAGAGGAGCUGCAGGAGGAUUCCCUACUGAAAGCCAAGAGGAGACGGGUCUCCAAAGAUGACUGGCCUGAGAGGGAAAUGACAAACAAUUCCUCUAACCACUUAGAAGAGCCACAUUGUAAUGAGGUGACCAACCUGAAGGUGUGCAUUGAAUUAACAGGGCUCCAUCCCAAAAAACAGCGUCACCUGCAGCAUCUUAGGGAACUGUGGGAGCAGCAGGUGUCACCACCAGAGAGAUCCCCGCCCAGCAAGUUGGGCCGGCCAAGCAGGAAAGAUUUAGCUGAGGCUGUGCAGCCAGAGGUCACUGCAAAGGUUAAAGACUGCACCGAAGAAAAGCACCCCAGGAAAAGGUCAGAGGUCAAAAGCAAUAGAAGCUGGUCUGAAGAGUCCCUCAGAACAAGUGACAAUGUACAAGGCUUGCCUGUAUUCCCGGUGUCUCCGCACAUGAAGAGCCUUUCAUCCACCAAUGCGAACGGCAAAAGGCAGACUCAGCCAAGCUGUACGCCAGCCUCGAGGCUGGCUGCCAAACAGCAGAAAAUUAAAGAAAGCCGGAAGACAGAUGUGCUGUGCACAGACGAAGAGGAGGAUUUCCAGCCUGCAUCCCUGCUGCAGAAAUACACCGACUGUGAGAAGCCAUCAGGGAAGCGCCAGUGUAAAACCAAACACUUGACUCCACAGGAGAGGAGGAGGAGGUCAUCUCUGACAGGGGAUGAUACCACAGAUAUAGAAAACAACGAAGACAAGGUCAUGGUAACAAGAAGGUUCAGGAAGCGACCAGAGCCAGCUUCAGAUUGUGACUCUUUGGCAUCCAAGUUGCAAGAGCAGAAGCCGUAUGAUCGCCUGCCACAAACUCCCUUGUUACUUUCCUCUCACUCUGCACAGCUUCCAAGCCCCCCUCAAGAGACCACCCCGACUCGCCCCAUGCCACCCGAAGCCCGGAGGUUGAUUGUCAAUAAGAAUGCUGGUGAAACUCUGCUGCAAAGGGCAGCUCGACUAGGAUAUGAGGCAAUGGUCCUCUACUGUUUGGAAAACAAGGUUUGCGAUGUGAACCACCGGGAUAAUGCAGGUUACUGUGCUCUACACGAGGCCUGUGCCAGGGGGUGGCUGAGCAUCGUUCGGCAUCUCCUCGAAUAUGGAGCAGAUGUCAACUGCAGCGCUCAGGAUGGAACCAGGCCUAUCCAUGAUGCAGUAGAAAAUGAUCAUUUGGAAAUAGUUCGCCUCCUUCUUUCUUACGGUGCUGAUCCAACCCUUGCCACGUACUCAGGUAGAACCAUCGUGAAAAUGACACACAGUGAACUAAUGGAGCUUUUUCUAACAGAGUAUUUAACUGACCUGCAAGGUCGAAGUGGGGAUGACCCUGGUGUCUGUUGGGAUUUCUAUGGCAGCUCUGUGUGUGAUCCAAGUGAUGAAUCCGGGUUUGAUGUGCUGGCCAAUCCCCCUGGUCCAGAAGAUGAUGAUGACGAAGAUGUCUUCAGUGAUGUGUUUGAGUUUGAAUUUUCAGAGGGACCUCUCUUGCCAUGUUAUAAUAUCCAAGUAUCUCUCUCUCAGGGGCCUCGAAACUGGUUACUGCUCUCAGAUGUGGUCAAGAAGUUGAAAAUGUCGUCCCGAAUAUUCCGCUGCAAUUUUCCAAAUGUGGAAAUUGUCACCAUUGCAGAGGCAGAGUUCUACAAACAGACAUCUCUGAGUCAGUUGUUUUCAUGCCCCAAGGACCUUGAAGUCUUCAAUCCUGAAAGCAAGGAAUUGUUGGACUUAGUAGAAUUUACAGCUGAACUUCAAAAUCUUCUUGGAUCCUCAAUAGAAUGGCUACAUCCAGAUGAAGACCUUCUUCCUGAGGUCCAUUGGUGAAACCAACAGGCCACUUAAUGUACAGUACAUAUAUUGUUAAUCCUUUUGCUUUAUGUAUAUGUGUUAUAUUACAAUUGUUUCUGUAAAGAAAGGACACUAUUACAUAUGAAAAUAUCUUUUCCUUUAUAUAAGAAAUGAAUUCCAGUUGGAAGGACUUUGAAAGAAUUUUUUUUAAGUAACUUUAAUCAGUUUUUAUGAAAAUUGUUAUAUAAUGUUUCUUUACUUUUAAAUGCACACAUGCUUUGGAAUAAGUUUUGUUUUUACUUGGAACACUUUUUUUUUUUUUUUAAAGGAAAAAUAUUCACACAUUGACUUUGUUUCAUACAAAGCACUGAUGAUACAGACCAUAAUUUUUAUAAGUGACAUGAUCGAAGUCAUGUGGCCUGUUUGGGAGAAUGAAUUUGAUAAAAAAAAAAAAAAAGGCACUUCAUGAUAUUAUUUUUUAUGUUUUGUUUACAGAAUUGCCUGCUUUGGCCAGGUAGAUACUAUUGGAUAUAAUCCAGUAGUUUGUAAUAUAAAUUAAAACCAUAUCCAUACACAGCAACUAAUUGUAUGAACUUUUAUAUCCUAAUUUAAAAGCUGUGAAAUUAGUUUUCACGCAUCAAACCGGAUUGUUUAUAUAUGUUUAAACAUUUUAUGCUCUUAUUUAAAGAAGACUUUGAGCUAUUUUUUCUGUACCUUGUAAAAUAUUGGAAAAAACUAACAUAAUAUGUUGAGGUUGCUUGGAGAUGUACAUAAACUAAAAUUUUCUGAAUUGUGUGUUUAUGUUUGAAAUCUGUGUUUUAACUUUGUAAGUAAAUUCUUCUGCCUUUGUAUUUAUAUUUUACAAAAUUUUUCUUAAAAGGCAAUAAAACUGUUGAGAAAAUGAGAACAUUGAA
Messenger RNA from Antechinus flavipes (yellow-footed antechinus), 6335 nucleotides. It is a transcript of the gene BCOR, whose product is annotated as BCL6 corepressor. The transcript is spliced from 15 exons. Gene Ontology annotation, biological process: negative regulation of transcription by RNA polymerase II. NCBI's taxonomy places the organism in Eukaryota, Metazoa, Chordata, Mammalia, Dasyuromorphia, Dasyuridae. Gene Ontology annotation, molecular function: transcription corepressor activity; protein binding. The record is from RefSeq and is a predicted model, not a curated record. Gene Ontology annotation, cellular component: nucleus. Bases 139 to 5457 code for a protein of 1772 amino acids.